UCACAUACGCUUGCCCGCAGCGGGUGUUUUUACUCAGGGAGCGCCUGAGGUUUCCCUCAGGUCAUUGCACAGGGCGGGGCCGAGUGGUGCAGAAGAUGGCGGCGGCGCGGGCGGCGGCGGCGGCGAUGAUUCGGCUCCGGCUCUCGGCCGGCGGACGGCUGCACUUCUCAGAUUACUUCUAUCGCCGUUUCACAGUUUCAUCAAUUAUGAUGGAGAGGACCCAUGUCAGCUAUGAAGUCAAAAGUGAUGUUGCAGUUGUGCGAUUUAACACACCAAAUUCUAAGGUUAACACUAUAUCUGAAAGGCUACAGUCAGAAUUUACUGAUGUGAUGAAUGAAGUCUGGGCAAAUGAUGCGGUUAGAAGCGUUGUACUUAUUUCAUCAAAACCAGGCUGUUUUAUCGCUGGUGCUGACAUCAAUAUGAUAGGGGAGUGUAAAACUUUUGAAGAGCUGGUUCGCUUAUCUCAAAAAGGACAGAAAAUAUUUGAGAAGCUGGAAGGAUCCACUAAACCAAUCGUAGCUGCUAUCAAUGGUUCCUGUCUUGGUGGUGGUCUUGAGGUUGCAAUUGCCUGCCAUUACAGGAUAGCAACAAAGGACAAAAAGACAGUCCUGGGCACUCCAGAGGUCAUGCUUGGUAUACUGCCUGGGGCUGGUGGUACUCAGCGAUUGCCAAAGAUGAUUGGUCUUCCUAAUGCUCUUGACAUCAUGUUGACUGGGAAAAACAUUCACGCCGAUAAAGCCAAGAAGAUGGGUUUGGUGGACCAUUUAGUUUCUCCCCUGGGGCCUGGGUUGAAAAGUCCGGAAGAGAGGACAGUGGAAUACUUAGAAGAAGUAGCAAUUAAUUGUGCCAGAGGAAUAGCAAAUAAACAGAUCUCUCUUAAGAAGGAUAAGAAACUGAUUGACAAUGUUCAAUCUUGGGCUAUGAAAUUCCCUUUCAUCAGGAAGCAGAUUUACAAAAUGGUGGAGAAAAAGGUGAUGGCACAGACCAAGGGCCUUUAUCCUGCCCCAUUGAAGAUCAUUGAGGCUGUGAAGACUGGAUCAGAGCAGGGAUCUGAUGCUGGCUACCUGAUGGAAUCACAAAAAUUUGGAGAGUUGGCAGUGACAAAUGAAUCAAAAGCUUUGAUUGGACUUUAUCAUGGUCAAGUAGCAUGUAAGAAGAACAAGUUUGGGAAGCCACAGAAAGAAAGCGAGAAAAUUGCUAUUUUAGGUGGCGGUCUAAUGGGCGCUGGUAUUGCACAAGUCACAGUAGAUAAAGGCAUUUCAACCAUCUUAAAAGAUACUACGUUGGAAGGACUUGAAAGGGGUCAACAACAGAUCUACAAGGGACUGAAUGAUAAGGUAAAGAAGAAGGCUUUAACAACAUUUGAGCGUGAUAGAAUCCUGUCAGACUUGACUAGUCAGUUAGACUACAAAGGAUUUGAAAAAGCAGACAUGGUGAUUGAAGCAGUAUUUGAAGAUAUGAAAAUCAAACACCAUGUUCUGAAGGAAGUCGAAGCUGUUGUAUCCCCUCAUUGUAUUUUUGCUAGUAAUACAUCUGCUCUUCCGAUUUCUGAAAUUGCUGCUGUCAGUAAGAGGCCAGAAAAGGUAAUUGGAAUGCAUUAUUUCUCACCUGUGGAUAAGAUGCAGCUACUGGAAAUCGUCAGCACAGAUAAAACCUCCAAGGACACCAUUGCAGCAGCUAUAACAGUUGGCCACAAACAGGGAAAAGUCAUCAUUGUAGUUAAGGAUGGCCCCGGCUUUUAUACAACAAGAUGUCUGGCACCUACAUUGGCAGAAGCACUUAGAGUCUUGCAGGAAACCAGUGAUCCAAAGAAACUGGAUUCGCUUACAACUGCCUAUGGGUUUCCUGUGGGCACUGCCACACUGAUUGAUGAAGUUGGUGUUGAUGUAGCAGCACAUGUGGCAGAGGAUUUGGGGAAAGUCUUUGGCUCUCGAAUGGCAGGUGGCAAUAUUGAAGUACUAAAAAGUAUGGUUGAAAAGGGAUUUUUAGGCCGUAAGGCUGGAAAAGGUUGUUAUCUUUACCAGGCAGGCACGAAAGCCAAAAAUUUGAAUCCAGGUGCUAAGGAAAUUCUAGAUCGUUUAAAACUGCCUGCAAACCCUGAAGUUUCAACAGAUGAAGAUAUUCAAUUGCGUUUGGUGUCAAGAUUUGUGAAUGAGGCAGUAAUGUGCCUUCAAGAAGGAAUAUUAAGUGACCCAAUUGAAGGAGACAUUGGUGCUGUUUUUGGCCUAGGGUUCCCACCAUGCCUUGGAGGGCCUUUCAAAUUCUUAGAUUCCUAUGGAGCAAGCACACUGGUUGACAAGCUGCAGAAAUAUGAACAAGUUUACGGUGUUGAGUUCACACCUUGCCAGAUGCUGCUGGACUACGCCAAGGACAAAAGCAAGAAAUUCCAUAACUAAAAUGAAGUUUCUACUUAACAAAACUAAACCAAUAAAAAUGUACAGAAUUGCUGAAUGUGACCACUUUCAAAAGGUUGCAAUCAGGCUUCUCUUGUAUACAUGAUCUAGUUUUAUCUGAACAAUUGAUUUCUUUAAUAUUAAAUGACAUGCAGUCUAAUAACUCUUAA
Messenger RNA from Pristis pectinata (smalltooth sawfish), 2563 nucleotides. RefSeq names its product hydroxyacyl-CoA dehydrogenase trifunctional multienzyme complex subunit alpha a (gene hadhaa). Gene Ontology annotation, cellular component: mitochondrial fatty acid beta-oxidation multienzyme complex; mitochondrion. The transcript has 20 exons. NCBI's taxonomy places the organism in Eukaryota, Metazoa, Chordata, Chondrichthyes, Rhinopristiformes, Pristidae. The record is from RefSeq and is a predicted model, not a curated record. Bases 96 to 2396 code for a protein of 766 amino acids. Gene Ontology annotation, molecular function: NAD+ binding; long-chain (3S)-3-hydroxyacyl-CoA dehydrogenase (NAD+) activity; enoyl-CoA hydratase activity. Gene Ontology annotation, biological process: fatty acid beta-oxidation.